Salvia hispanica is the source of this 2053-nucleotide messenger RNA. NCBI's taxonomy places the organism in Eukaryota, Viridiplantae, Streptophyta, Magnoliopsida, Lamiales, Lamiaceae. The record is from RefSeq and is a predicted model, not a curated record.
CAUGGACAAGUCCAGAUGAUCCUUCUCCCGGUGACUUUGUUCAUAAGAUCCGAAAACCGAGGCUUGGCUGAAGUGCUGACUGUGAGAGGAGGCGGAAGAAUAAGAUACCGAGUCGGACUGUGGAAUGGGAUGUAUUUUUGUGGUGGCACACGCUUUCCCAAUUCCGUUUACAAACCAGACUUGGUUUUCAAACAAGAGAGGCUGAUAUCCAUAGGAGAGCCGUACCAGAACUCCAUUCCAGUAAGAACUACAUUGGAUACAUCUGGUUCACUCCAGCGCCAUACCAUGAAUGCCGGAAGAGACAAGUGGAAUCAUGUCAUCUCAUUUCCUCAAGAUACGUGCGAUGAAUAUGCUAGCUGCGGUCCUAACUCAAUCUGCAGAUCUGACAGGCCAAUCAAGUGCCAGUGUUUUAGGGGGUAUGCCCCAAAGUUCCAAAAGGAUUGGGACCUUCAAGAUUGGUCGGGCGGAUGCACUAGAACUAAACCAAUGAAUUGCCUUGGAGGAGAUGGAUUUGUGCAGGUUAGAGGGGUUAAAUAUCCUGAUGUGCUCAGCUUUUGGUUGAAUACAACAAUGAGCAUCGGUGAGUGUGAAACCGAGUGCUCCAAAAACUGUAGUUGUGUUGCAUACGCUAAUCCAUUCAUCACCAACGGAGACAUAGGCUGCUUGAUGUGGUUUGGUGAUCUCAUUGAUACCAAACAACUCACUGCAGCAGAUAGCAAGCAAAACAUGUAUAUCCGUGUGCCAGCUUUUGAACUAGAUUUUAACAAGGGUUUAAAGGAGGAUAAGGACAAGAAAUUGAAGUUAAUACUGAUAUCAAUUGCUUCUGGUGCUGUCGUCUCAGCCUUUAUUAAUGGAGGUCUACAUUUGAUGGCAAGGCGAAAGAUCCUAGUAAAAAGCAAGGAAGAGGAUUUGGAAUUGCCUGUGAUCAAAAUGACAACUAUUGUGAAAGCAACAAAUAAUUUCUCAAUGGAAAACAAGAUUGGAGCAGGAGGUUUUGGUACUGUUUACAAGGGGAACAUGCCAUCAGGAGAAGAAGUCGCGGUUAAAAGAUUGUCAAAAUCUUCAACACAGGGCCUUGAAGAGUUCAGAAAUGAAGUUAUGGUGAUUGCAAAACUUCAACAUAGAAAUCUUGUCAGACUAUUAGGAUGUUGCAUUGAAGAAGAGGAAAGGAUGCUAAUAUAUGAAUACCUACAUAAUAAAAGCCUGGAUCUUUUUGUUUUUGAUUACAAUCGCAGAACACUUUUGACAUGGCCUAAGCGUUAUGACAUUAUCAUGGGAAUCGCAAGGGGACUGCUAUAUCUCCACCACGAUUCCAGAUUAAAGAUUAUACACAGGGAUCUCAAAACGAACAACAUUUUACUAGAUGGAAAUUUAACUCCGAAAAUUUCAGAUUUCGGCUUAGCUAGAAUUUUUGAAGAGGAUCAGGCGCUUGCUAGAACAAAAAGAGUUGUUGGGACAUAUGGCUACAUGGCACCGGAGUAUGCUAUUGAUGGGAAAUACUCGGUGAAAUCUGACAUCUUUAGUCUUGGAGUGGUUUUGUUGGAGAUAAUGAGCGGAAAAAAGAACAGAGGAUAUGGAGACUCGGAUUACUUUGUUAACCUCUUGGGCCAUGCAUGGAUACUAUGGAAAGAAAACAGGAUUUUGGAGUUGAUGGAUGAGUGUUUGAAUGAUACAUUUAAGGAGUGUGAAGUGAAGAGAUGCAUGCAAGUGGGGUUAUUAUGCGUUCAGAAAUUCGCAGAUGAUAGGCCAAACAUGUCGUCCGUGGUUUCAAUGUUAGGAAGUGAUGGAGCAGUUUUGCCCGAACCAAAAGAACCCGGGUUUUUUAUGGAAAGAAGUUGCAGUCCUUCGAGAAGUAGUACAUCACGACGUAUUGAGUCGGAGAAUGAUACACUCACCAUUACAGACUUGGAGGCCAGAUGAAUAGAGAAAGCAGAGAUUUGUCCUGAUUGGGAGAACUCACAUGAAAUUUGUAUCAAUUCUACUGUUCUUUGUUAUAUCAGACCAAUUCUAUUAAUCUGUUUUACAGAUUAGUUUCAUGUAAAAGCUUCUAAUA